GCGGCAGUCUCGGAUCGACCACGCCAGCGCGCGCGUCGACAUUACCACGAGACGUGUAGUGAUAUCGGAAGGCCUAAGUCAACAACGAAAUACGGACUUACAAUCGUAAUUAACGUGUUUUUUUGAUAAGAUAGUUGUUCUAACUCCCAGUCGUGUUCUGUUCGUGUUGUGAGACGGAUUUUUUUAGAUUUUUUUUUGUAUUAUAUUUGUCUUUUGUCGAGUGCAUUAUCAAGUUUCUGAGUCUGUGCGUUUAACAGUUGAAAGUUUGGAUUUUGACGUUAAUAGAUUACAAACAAAAAAACAAAAUGUCACCCGGCCAACUAGCGUGAACAAAACAGCCAAACCGCAAAAAUGUUAAUACACACACGAAAAAGGCUGAUGCGGUGACUAAAUAACUUUUCGUCAAAAACUAAAAUGGCGUUGCUGACGAAUUCGGCGUCGGCCACGGGCCCCACGGCCGGCGGGCCCACGGCGCCCCAGGCCCAUUCGGCGACGCCGCUACAUCACUACUUCCACUACUUGAAACAGCCAUCUCCCUUAGCUCAGAACCCCUAUGCUCAUCACUCGAGCGCCCAUCACAUGGGGAUGGGCCCCGGGCCCCUAGGAGGCUUGGGCCCAUUUGGGUUAACGCCGCACGGAUUAGAAGCUGUCGGAUUUCCUCAAGAUCAAUAUGAAAAGCCCUGGAGUUGGAGCGUAAACCCGCGCAAACAGCGACGAGAGCGCACGACAUUCACUCGUGCGCAGCUCGACGUGCUCGAAGCGCUAUUCGGCAAGACGCGCUAUCCUGACAUCUUCAUGAGAGAGGAGGUGGCUCUGAAGAUUAACCUUCCUGAGAGUAGAGUGCAGGUCUGGUUCAAAAACCGAAGAGCGAAAUGUCGGCAGCAGCUUCAACAGCAAACAAACACGCAGAUAUCCAGUAAAUCCACCUCCAGUUCCAAGACUACAGUCUCCAACAGCAGCAUCAAGGCUUCCACCAGUUCCACUAAGAUCACCACUUCGAAAGCCCUGACCAGCUCUUCAAAUGUACCUACAACACAGAAUUCUAGCAUCACAACUUCAUCUCCGAAUCUGCCGAUAACACCCACAACUUCUGUCAGUCCUCCUAUUAAUGUGAUAUGCAAGAAGGAGUCAGCAGGAUCGAACUACGAGAGUUCUCCUCUAAACAAGAACAAUAGCCUAACAUCCUUAACUCAUUAUAAUUCUAAUGAGCUCAGAUUGAGCGGCAAAGAGUCGUCGCCUUCCGAUCCUGUGUCAAACAUACAUGGUUAUGGUGUGACGCCGAAACAGGAGCUGUAUAGUAGUCCAAAGAGGUUGGAUUACGCUAGCAAGUUGGAUUAUACGGAGAAAUUCGGUAGCAACUUGGUGAAGGAUCAGUAUAGCUCGCGGUUAACGGGGAAUCUGACGCCCUUGGGGUCGAAUUCUUCAAUCAUGACGACUCCUUCUCCCCCGAUCACUCCUCAGAGCAUCAAUGGGCCGGGGAACGUGUAUCACCCGGAUAGUUACAACAGUUUCCACUGGCCGGGCAGUUCGGACUAUAUCCGGAGCUACUCGACGUCGCACCAUCAUCAGGGCUACGGGCAGAGCGCGUAUAAUUCCCCGUAUUAUCCUAGUCAGAUGGAGUACUUCAACGGUUCAUCAGUGAACCAAACGCACGGCAGUCACCACGGCCACAACCUGACCGCCAAUGGCAACCAGCUCUACAACCAGGUCUCCUUCGGCAACCCAUCCCCUCCAGGAGCCUGGGCUUCCCACCACAACAUCCUGUCUUCUGGCCCCGAGUCCCCGGAAAACCAGUCCCAAAACUCCCCCCAUUUGAGCAUGCUUCAGGCCUCGCAAAUAACGAACUUUUCAAAUUCGGGGAACAGUUAUUUUGCUCCUGAGAAAUACGGCAUAAAUAUGGUUUAGUUUAUCUAGUCUUUUGUUUGUAGUUUGUAAAUAUUUUUACUUGUAUAGGUGUGAGGGCGAUUUGUGGAGAUUUUGUGUGUUUUUGGUACUUAUUUUUGCGUUUUUUUUUUUGUUUUUUAGAGUGUUAAAUGGGAAAUGGUUUUAGAUUUGCGUUGUUGUGUAAUUGAAUAUCAUUUUUCGUUUAAUAUUUUUUUCUGUCCAUACUUUUCCCCUCGUAUUUUUGUUAUUUUUUUAUAUUUUUUUAGGUUCUGAAUUUUUUUUUUCACUUUUAUACAAUAAAAUGUGAAAAUUUACUUAAAUACGAUGUAAGUACAUAUCAAAGAAAAUCGUAUACAUAUUUAUACAUUGACAAAACACACAAAUUCUCUUCAAAUCGCCUGUAUUUACUUCGAAAUGUAGAAAGCGUUAUGUAUUGUAAAUAAAGAUUUUAACAAGACUUGCCAUCAUAUUUUGGAGAUCUUUAACAAAUAAACAAAAUUAUUUAUUAUUUAAAAUAGCAAUAAACUAAAAAACAACGACUUAUAAAACUAAAUAUGACCUCAAGUCUUGUUGAAAUUAAAAUUUACAAAAAUAACUAAAAAAAGUUUUUUACAUCAAACGCUAUCGAAUGUUUUUCAACGAAAACUAAACUGUCAAGAGGCCUAAGUGUUUGUAUCGAAAGACACGUUGUUGUAGACUUUCCUAUUAUUUUCUUAUUUUAUAAACGCCAAAAAUAAUAUUCAUUUUAUUAAAAAAAUACAUAAUUUAUCAUAAAUUCUAACCCAAAAACGGGUUUCACAUUUUUUAUUAAUUGUCAUCAUUUCGUUUUUGCCGUUGCAAAAAUUCGAAAAAAAAAACUUUUGAAGUGUAUAACUUUUUUUCAACAAUUUGCUUCCCCGCGCCUGUGUAAAAACCACCCAAAAUCAUAUCACUUAUUAUAUUUAAAAAAAAACGAGUUAACUUAGGCUAAAUUUAGUGACGGAAUUCGCUAAAUUAACGAAAUAAAAUGCCGUUACUUAUAUUAAAACCACUCCAAUAAAAAACAACAUCAAUUUUUUACAAAAAUAAGACAACAAACUUAUGUUUGGCUGAGGUUUUUAGCAAAAUGGCUACCUAAUUAUAAAAAUAAAAUAAAAAAAUCUUAAAAACCUUAAAGAAGCUAUUUGUUUUUAGCAAGUAAUUUAUUUUAACGAUCCUUUGUUACCUAAACGUUUUAAUAUAAGUAACGCUACAUAGUUAUAUUGUAAAUAAAUUGUACGUUAAGAGUUUUAUUUUGUAUAUGUGUGUGCUACGAAUGUAUAUGUGGGUUAUUAUUGUCUAGUUUUAAGCGAUCGUAUUUUUUAUUAUUUUUUAGACCAGUGACAACCCUGCCAUAAGUUAUACAAAUAAUUUAAUUCGUAAAACAAUGAAAAUAAACUUCCAACGCCAUCUUGGAUUCGGGAUUUUAUUUAUAAAGUUUUAACUCUGAUUUUAAUUGCAAAUUACUUCAUUUGAAAUUACAAAAACACUAUAAUUUAUGUUUAAAGUCUUUUAUGGAACAAUCGAGUGGUGUUUUAACAUUUAUUUGUUCGAAUAAUAAAGAUAUAAAAAUUCUGAACGAAGAUGGCGGCUGAGAAAAAUUGGCAUCCAUGACAGUUGCCGACAAAAAUGGCGCUUAAAUACUAAAAAUGUUUAUUGCUCGAUGACCGCGUUUUCGAGCCCAAUGAAAUCACGAGAGUAAUUUAAUGAGAUUAUUAGUUAAUUUAUAUUAUUUUACAAAUAAAAUGGGAAAGUUUUGAGCGGGAAUAAAACGGCUAAUUAAUUUAUUAGCGACUAAAAGUACCGCGCGAUUGGAAUUGCUUAAACAUUGAAGCUCUUAAUAUUUUUGUUCAUAUUAUUUUAUUUUCCUUCUAUGUUAAUUCGCCUUUACCUCUGAUAACGGAUAAUUACGUUAAAUGUAAACAAGAACAAUUUAUAACGUCGAAUAUCGUCUUAUUUUUCCACCAAUCACGAUAUUUUUAACUCCUAUAAAGGCGAAAAAAUCAUAGAGUAUUUUAUUUUUACUUUUAAAACAGAAUAAAUUCUUUAUUUAAUUUUAUUUUUAAACAAGAGUAGUAUAAUUUUAUUUUUUUAUUACAAUCGAUGUUUGAGUGAUACCAGCGUCGAAAACAAAACUCCCCGUCGUAGUUUUUAAAUGUAAUGAAAUUGUAAUUUAUAGUAAAUAAUAAGCUUGGACAUAGCUAAAUUAGUUAAGUACAGUAAUUGUACCGUUCUAUGAAGAGUCAGUGUAUUUUUUUUAAGUUAAGUUGUAUUAAUUAUUAACUGAUAGCUAUUGAAAUAUUGAAUCCGAAUAUAUGCAUAUAAAAUACA
Messenger RNA from Helicoverpa armigera (cotton bollworm), 4233 nucleotides. It is a transcript of the gene oc, whose product is annotated as homeobox protein OTX1. Gene Ontology annotation, molecular function: RNA polymerase II cis-regulatory region sequence-specific DNA binding; DNA-binding transcription factor activity, RNA polymerase II-specific. Bases 415 to 1905 code for a protein of 496 amino acids. The transcript is spliced from 6 exons. Gene Ontology annotation, cellular component: nucleus. The record is from RefSeq and is a predicted model, not a curated record. Gene Ontology annotation, biological process: regulation of transcription by RNA polymerase II. Lineage: Eukaryota; Metazoa; Arthropoda; Insecta; Lepidoptera; Noctuidae.